Rhipicephalus sanguineus (brown dog tick) is the source of this 5992-nucleotide messenger RNA. Its product is annotated as P2X purinoceptor 7-like. The record is from RefSeq and is a predicted model, not a curated record. Bases 257 to 931 code for a protein of 224 amino acids. NCBI's taxonomy places the organism in Eukaryota, Metazoa, Arthropoda, Arachnida, Ixodida, Ixodidae. The transcript has 3 exons.
GGACACUAAAGAGCAACACGAAGUUGAUACGGGACGAAAGAUGGGCAUUCGAGAAUGCGUGUAGGUUUUUGUUCGGUGCAAAAAGAUGACUUAUUAGUGGAGAAAUUCUUAAUCAAAGACCAAAUAUCUCUUCCUCAAUUUCACUCGCCUGAAAUUUGGCGCUGGAGCUGUGUCGUCACUGUCCGCAUUGCUCUCAGCGAAUCAGAGGGCGCCAUGAAACGUCACCGCAUGCGUAGGCGGCCGCUUCCGCUGCUUCAUGACCGCUUCCGUGUUUUCCGUGAUCAUGGCUGCGAUGGAUGUCGGCGCAGACGUUGAACCCGCUGAACCUUGCAAUGAAGACCUCGCAAGGGAAGCGGGUUUACAUUUCAGCGACCUAAGCCAAGUGGAGCGCGAUAUGCUCCUUCGAGCUCGCGCGGCAGGCGUUCCUGCGUACGACAGCGGGCCGCUGGCCGCACCGUCGGAGAGCGAAGCCUCGUUGUCGACGGAAGGCGAGGCGGCCAGUCAGCCAAGCGAAGACGUCGGUGAAGAGUUUCAUUCGCGACUCAUCCGUACUGACUGGUGCGACUGCGGACAUUGCGUGGUGCUGGACAAUUUCAGCGAGGAGGAAUGCCUUUGCUGUCGAGAGAUGGGAGAGCCUGUCGCUGCUGCGCAGCCUGAAGGAUGCAUCACGGAGCACCCGGAGUUCCACCUCUUGUGUCUCAACAUAGCUGUGCUCCGUGUUGCGUACUUCGAACUGCGGGCGCGCAGGGACUGCAUGGACGAAGACAUCCACAAGAGAUACCGCUACACUGCCUACAGGCAGUUCGUCCGCUGGCUGUGGGGUCGCCUUGGUAGAGGUCACCGCUUCGUUCUACCCUCAUGCGUUGUGGCCAAAAUUCGGGGCACAUUCCCCACAGAGACCCCAACAGGAUUCAAGUAUCCAGAAUACUAGAAGAGUGCAAAUGAAUGAGCAGGCUGUGCAAACAGCACACUCAGUGCCACAUCGUGCGUGUGUGCGUCGUUUAGCAAGUGAAAGCUUUCGUGUGAUAUCACUCCUUGGAACGUCUGUGGCAGUCAAAAACGGCAUUUGCAACGUUUCUGCAGUCUACAGGCAUGCUCUGCUCGGCAUGAGGACCAGCUGUGCAACUCUGGUCUUCCUCACCAAAUUUGCCCCAGAAGACAUUGUGCGUGUCACCAUUCCUGUGUGUGCCAUUUAGCAAGUGAAAGCUUUCGUGUGAUGAUAUCACUCCUCGGGAUGGUUGUGGCCGUUAAAAAUGGCACUCGCAACGUUUCUACAGGUAUACUCUGCUCAGCAAUGGUAUCAGCUGUAACUUGAAUCUUUAUUGGUGCCUUUUCAGUGAAGUCCAGUGGGGUCUUCAUGUGUGUUAUAGCGUAAGUUGGCUAUUCAUUCAUUGGCACUUUUGCAGUGAAGUCCCAUGGGACCUGCAUGUGUGCUAUGGUCUUAAAUUGUCACGAUUUGUCCAGCUUGUGUUGCUUAGAAUGAAUCAAUAAUUUUAUGAUACAUUAGCUAUGGCUAUUUGGUUAGGAGGCAGUUGAGUUUAGGGAAGGAACUGACAUAACAUGGUGAAUGCCCACCUCAUGUGCAGACUCCCGCAGAAACAGUAGCAUGUCUUGGGCUUGACUGUCAUCGUUUUGCAAGCCCCAGACUUUGAAGGUUACAAUGCAAGGUACGCGAGAGAGAACAGGAACGUCGACAGGAGAAGCCAGCAGCAGUACUAGUGCAGAGGCACUAAAAGGGUUGAUAAAAUGUUUGCAAGAACAAGUGAGGUGCAGAAAAUCACUACGAAGUUUUGAAGAUAGUGAAGACAAAAGCUCGCAGGAAAUGGACUGACAGAUCAGACUACACGAGCAAGACUUCCGCAUUUCAAAGCUUGGUCACAAAACGUCGUUGCUUCUGUAAUCUAAAUAGCCACAGCACUGAAGACCGUCGGAGGUCAAUAAAAUACAAGGACAAAAGGGAAAAGCUUCGAGAUAAAAACAGGUGCUUUAGGUGCACGAGGUCGAAUCACAGCGCAAGGUUUUGUAAAGCCACUGUCGUUUGUAAAUGUUGCAAAGCAAGACAGGCAACGUCAAUGUGCAGGACGAAGGGCAAUGAAAUCUGCAAGCCUAACGAGAAAAGUGAGGAAUGAAACGACAAUAUGACUGUUAGAAAAUCACGCAAUCUGCUAGCAUCUUCUAAACUGCAGGAAGAACGACAUUGUGUUCUAUUGCAGACGGCAAUAGCAUGGACAGAAGGCAAAAAUAAAGGAGAGUACGCAUGAAUAUUGUUCAACAGUGGAAGUCAAAGGUCAUUCAUACAAACCAGUUUGGCAUGACGAAUUUGUUGCAAAUUACUCCGCAGAGAAAGGCUUACAGUUGAAUCAUUCGGAGGAAAAGAAAAUGAAAGUCUAAUGAACGUUGUCGAAGUUGUGCUGAAAGAAAAUCCAGAUGGCGAAUCAUUACUAAUCGAGGCUAUUGAAGUAGACAUGAUAUCAAGAGUGCGACUCCCUCGCCCAUACGAAACUUCAAAGUCACAUAUGAAGAAGAUGGGAAUAAAAAUUGCUGAUGACAAUGAUGAAAAAUGUACAACACAGGAGACAAGCUCACUGCUAGGUUAUGAUUUCUACUGGGACGUGAUCACAGGACGAGUGAAAAGACUAAACAAGCAUACAGUUCUAGUAGAAAGCAUUCUAGGCUGGAUUGUACGUGGACCGUGUGUUGUAGAAUCCAAAGUACGAGAGGCAAAGUCGGUCAUGGUGCUUCAUGCUGCAGAAAGAACUGGCGAGAUAACUGAGGCCAUAAAAAGAUUUUGAGAGCCAGAAAACACUGCCAUAACUGAAAAGAGGGAAAAGACGCAGGGAUUGGACCACCUUUUUACAUUGCUCAAAAAGACUAUAUUGAGAAGGAUGGAGAGAGAUACAAAGUAAUACUGCCAUGGAAAGAAACAGUGAACAUAGAAGAUAACAAGGAAGUAGCAAUCAGAAGAUUGAUGCAGAAAGACUUGGCACCAAGAGAAAAAUACAACAGCGCUAUGCAAGAAUACUUCACAUCUGGAGUGGCAGAACAAGUGAUGUCGGAAGAAUCUGAACAUGUGAAAUACUACAUGCCACAUCAAGCAGUUAUUAGAGAAGACAGAUUGUAACGAAAGUGGGGAUAAUGUUUGAUGCUUCGUCGUCAUCAACACCAGGAAUGAAUGAAAACCUCAAAGCUGGAGAAAACCUAAAUCUGGAUAUCCUUGCACUGAUAAUGAACCUUCGAAAACACUCAGUUGCAAUGACAGCAGACGUGGAAAAGGCAUUCUUGCAGAUCAGCAUUCACGAGCAAGAUCACGAUGCACUUCGUUUUUUAUGGCGGCAGAGCGAACACUGUGGUUUAUCUAAAGAAAACAUCGUUACCUGGAGGAUUACUAGAGUGAUAUUUGGCACCACGCCAAGCAGUUUUUUGCUAGCAGGAACAGUACAGCAUCACCUAAAUCACGAAGAGAAAAACUUUCCAGAAAAAGUGGAUAAACAUCGAAAUUCAAUCUACAUUGAUGAUGUCAUGCUUGGAGCACUGCACGAAAAUCAUGCAAAAUGUUUAUACACGGACGCAAAGGAAAUGUUUUGCCGAGCCGGAAUGAACCUUAGAAAAUAGACAUCAAACAGUGAAGAGGUGAGGCAACAUUUUGAUGAGAAUCAAGAUGCCGUUCCUACAUCAAGUGAAGCCAACAUUCUAGAAAUGACAUGGGACACUGUAGACGAUGCUUUGUGCUAUCCUGUAAAAAAAUGGACGACGACAGACUUGAAUGAAAGGUUAACAAAGCGAGCAGUGCUUCAAGCAAGUGCAAAAAUAUUCGAAUCGCUGGGAUUUCUAACGCAGUUCUGUGCAGGUGGUUGGACAAUGCACUGUCUGGGAAGGUUGUGAAAUCCACAAUUAGAUGGAGGUGGAUGUUGGACUUUUGGAUCUUUGAAUCCCUAUAAAUUCCUGACAUGGAGCUGCCCCUGCAGAUGAGUCGCAGGUAGAUUGUUCUUGCCUCUCUGUGUUGCUUGAAGACAACAGCCAGGAGCUUGUUUAUUUUUCUGAUUUCUUGGUGUGGGGUCCUUUGUGGGCUUCUCAUAGGCCAGGCUUUCAAGGAUAUCUUGGGUUUUCCUAUUGUAUGCUUCCCUGUCCAAUAGGACAGUUGCAUUUCCCUUGUCGGUGGGGAGCAUAACCCUUUGAGCUCGUCCGUCACAGUGCUUGUCGGCUGGCCCAAAAGUUGCAGGUUCGGUGCUGGCCACAGCAGUCAUAUUUCGAUGGAGGCAAAAUGCUAGAGGCCCGCAUACUGUUCGAUGUCAGUCUGCGCAGAUGGUGUAAAUUUCUGGAGCCCUUCACUACAGCGUGCCUCAUAAAAGCCCACAGAGUCUGACAAUCUCCUUCUGUCAAAUCUCUGUACAUCUUCCUCUGCAGCGACAAUGAUUUUUGGCGGUGGUGGUCUUGUCGUGGUCACAUUGAAGUUACAAGUGCUGCUCCAUCUCUUUUUCUCCUUCUUGAAGAGUCUAAAGUUAGCUUUUGUGGGAAGCUCAUUUAUGAGCUGCAGUCGUGGCCACAUUUCGUGCAAAGCCCUUUUAUGAUGGAAGUGUAUUGGGAAUUUGAUGGUCGAGGUGCCGCUAGACAAAGAAAAGGUCUAGUUCCUUCUUACGUGGCAUUCACGGAUUUGGCUCUUUAGUAGGCGGCAUUUGGUUUGUGUGAUAAUUCUGUUGCACUCUACCAUGCACAUGAUGCACGUAAACUGAGGACUCUUGAGGUGCACAUCAUGAAGGCAGUGCACGUACACAAUGGGCAUCUCCCAACAAGCAAUUCUUAUACCGAGCCAGAUAGAUGUCUGUCAAAAUAUGUACAGGGGUGGUCAAAAGUUCCCAGGCCGCAACGCCUGGCCGCGGAGCAGCAGCUCGCUGCUAUCGGGCACUGCCAUCGCAUUCACGCCUUGGCGCAUGCAGACGUCGAGCUUGUGCGUAGAGGAGGGGGGGUUGCAUCCCUCUCUCUUUCUUGCUCUCCUUGAUAAGAAAGAGAGGUAUAAACAUGGUGCGUCAUGUUCCCUCACUGUCCACUGUUCGAUUUUUUACUACUGUGCAGCGUGUAGCAAGGCGGCGGUCUUCCGGAAAACUGACGCAUCAUGCUUGCGGCCAAGUUUAGCUAGAUACCAUAUACAUUACCAUGGUUUUGGGCUUCCUGGAAAACAAUCUUGUGCGUUUCACUUUCCAUUGGCACUGCGGUGGCUCUCUCAGCCAUCUGCGUAGGCCAAUUCGCUGCAUACGAACAUGGCCGGAGCCCGAAAUGUAUUCAGAAGAGCUUGUGAUGGGGCUAGUUAGAAUAUCUUAGUGGAAUAAGCAGCGCUGCACAGUAGUUUUUUAGACCUCACUUUCUUAUCAAGAAGAGCAAGAAAGUGAGAGGGAUACACACCCUUCCACGCACACGCUCGACGCUAGCGUGCGCCAAGGUGUGAUUGCGAUGGCAGCGCCCCGAUAGCAGCGAGCUGCUGCUCCGCGCCUGGCCGUUGCAGCCUGGGAACUUUUGACCACCCCUGUGCAUUUCACAGUGGUUCUGCCAGAGGUGCUUGUAACCAAAGCACAGGCGUACAACAUAUGCUUGGUUUUUGCCAUAAUUCCUGGCUCAAACACAUGCACACUAUGUUCUCAGUGCUUUGCAAAGCGCGCCUUAUGCGCUGCCACAAGUUCAGCUUUUGAAGGUCUCUCCUCAGCAGGUGGUGCAUACGCUGCUGGGGCCUUGACAGGAGCUUGUACCAGUGCCUCCCGAAAACUUGGGUACAAUGUGCAGAGAUUCAGAACUUUGUCUCUGAGUUCCUGCACAUAGCCUGAAAUUAGACAAGUGAAAGAAUUGCUUUAUUCUAUGAUUACCGUGUGGAUAUUUCUUAUUCUGAUAUUCGAACUCGUAGAAUUUCAAAGGCGUGCACUACUCGUCUCAUUGUGUGUUUUGUGAUAAAUGCAUACCACAGUUGUUGGAAUUUUUGCAAUAAAGAGCAGUUCUUGAACAGUAA